AUAGAAAAUAUUUGUUUUGAAUUUAUUUUCCCGGGACGGUAAGUUUGAGUGAAAAACUAUUUAAGUAUAUUUUAUAUGGCAUAAAAGUAAGAACAUUACUAGUUUUCUUAUAGUAAGUGUUUGUUAUUAUGAGAAAUUUUAGAUGAGGACAAAAUGAAGACACUAUUUCAGACGUUAGUUAUAUUUGCUGCAUUAUCGUUGCUCUUUGAGCCGUACUUUUGUGAAAAGAUCAAACGUUUUACAUCUAACGGGAGGAAUGCUGGAAUACUAGAAAUACGAAAUGUACGGUCGUUGUUGAAAUGUUCCAUUCAAUUUCAACACAAUGCGCAUUUCAAGUCGUUCAACUAUCACAAAAAUGAUCAAAUAUGCGAACUUAGUAACCUUUAUCCGGAAAGUUCAAUAGCAGACGACGGCUGGUCAGUCUACGCAUAUAUUGUUGAUGGGUCCUGGGGUAAUUGGCUGAACUGGGGCUCGUGUUCCGUGACAUGUGAAGAUGGAACAAUGUCAAGGUCAAGGAUUUGCAACAACCCGUCACCUAGCAACGGAGGAGAGCAAUGUCAAGGGUCAGAUCUCGAAAAUCAUGGUUGCAACGCUGGAGCAUGCAUGGCGUUUGUCAAUGGCUAUCACUUGAGUACAGUGUCCGCCGAUUGGAACACGGCAAAGGCAAUCUGUGAAGAUGCAUCUGCAAGAUUGGUGAUAAUUGAUAGUCAAUUAGAAAUGGACACUUUGAUUUCACUAUACAAUAAUCAAGACUUAGAUCAUUGGAUUGGAAUGACCUGUACUUUUGGUACAAAUUGCCAAUGGAUUGAUGGCCGAACAGCUGAUUCUGGAUUCCAAUCCUGGGCUCCAUUUGAACCACUUGGUGCAUAUUGUGUAUAUAUGGGUUAUUGGAACAACAACUGGGAUGAUACUUCCUGCGGCCAUAACAAACUCUUCAUUUGUGAACAAAUAUAAAAGAAACUAUCUACUAUCUGAUUAGAAAGGAAAUAUAUUCUGCAGGUGUUUGAGGAUCAAUAUUGAUAGGUUUUAGUUGUUGUUUUGUAUACCUUUAUUACAUUUUAUUUCCUUAUUUAUGCUGAUAAUUUCAAAGUAAGAAAGAAAAAAGCUUCGAAUGCACGUUAAAGUACUUAAAAAGCAACGCUGAUUACGCAAGUCGUAUUGUGCGAAAUACACAUCUACAUAUGUUAUUACUUAAUUGAAAGCAACAUUAUAAUGUUUGUCCAAAUAUAAGAAUAUUAUCUAAAUGAAGCCUGCACUUGGUUGUUGUCAUGGAAAAAGGGAGAAAAUCGACUCCGAGAUUGAAAUGCAAAUCUGGUUUUGAUAGUAUUUCAACAGUUUGACGAUUACGAUACUGAUAAUCUGGUUUUAAUCCAACGGCUAGCGACAGGUCAAACUCUCUGCAGACGGAUUUUUUAGAGGUAAAGAGUUCAUGUUUACACAUUAUAUACUUAAAGAUUUAUU
Molecule: messenger RNA, 1461 nt
Organism: Ruditapes philippinarum (Manila clam)
Lineage: Eukaryota; Metazoa; Mollusca; Bivalvia; Venerida; Veneridae
Product: collectin-12-like
Exons: 6
Coding region: 154-954 (266 amino acids)
Source: RefSeq, a predicted model, not a curated record